AUGAUUCCCGCCAUUUUCCACGGUCAUCAGUUCCAUGCUACAGACAACGCCUGCAUGAAUCAAGCAAACAACCAAUCAAAUGUUGAGACACAGAAUAAUUUUAGACAAGCGAUGCAGUUCCAUGGGUUCCAACCAUUUAACAUAACUUUUGCUAACAACAACUUUUAUCAACAUUCAACAAACCAGCCAGGUUUCCAGUCUACGUCAAUGUUUGGGGCGUCCGACAAGGAAAUGAAAACUUGCCAUAUUUCAGGAUCAUCCAAUGAACAACAGUGUGACAUAACUUCAGCUGUAGCAUCAGCUAUACACAGCAGUACAAAUGAUAACGAAACACAUAUUGUAUCAAAUAAAACAUUUGACAUUUCAGCCUCCUAUCCACAAAAUGUGCCUGAACAAACACAAAUACCUUCGCAACAACAAUUGAAUCCGUCACCACUCGGUGAACUUCGGUUGCCUACUAUUAAAACUUCAUCAAAUGUUGCAGCUAACGUGAUGUCCGAGGAAUCCGAUUUGGGAUACUGUAGCUUUUCGGAUAUGUCAACAUUUCAGGAUAUUUCGGAUGCCAUGGUUUAUUCAGAAGGCCCAAAUGAUCAAUUUGAUGAUGUCAAAACUAAUUUCUCUGAUUUAAUUGAUGACGUACUAGACAGUAUUGACAAGAGGGAUCUCAUUAAAACAGAAUGUGUAACACCAGAAAAUUGUGAAAACGUGGAUUUUACAGAAUCCCAAUUGUUUGAAGUACAUCAAAAUGUGUAUGAACAGAAAGCUGUACAUCAUUCACCUACACCAAUGAUGAACUAUUUUGAGCCAUUAAAUAUUCAGACCACACCCACCUUUCAAGGAUUUGUCCCCUGUGUGAUAACUUCAAGUGCUUACCCUGUUGUUGACAUGAAUAGAUAUAAUACGGACUUAUAUUGCCAAGAAUGUGACAAAAGCUUCCAAACAAAGUCAAGUCUACGAGUGCACAUGCGCCAACAUCGCGGGGAAAGACCCCAUCAGUGUCCAUACUGCCAGAAAUCCUUUGCUCAGAAAUCAACACUACGCACGCACGUAAGAACUCAUACCGGUGAAAGACCGUACACGUGCAAUUUCUGCUCACGUGCAUUUGGAGAUUACAGCACGUAUAGAAAACACGUGCGUGUUCACACAGGAGAAAAGCCGUACACUUGUGACGUAUGUAAUAAGAGUUUUACACAGUCCGGAAAUAUGAUUCGUCAUAAAGAAGUGCAUUUGAAGAAAUCACAGAAGAAAUCACUUGUGAAAUGACAAUUUGUUAAUUCUGUAAUAAAUUAAAAAUAAUCCGAAACUAGCAAAUAAUAUGAUAGUAUUACAACUUGCUUUAUUGUUUGCACUUAUCUAUUAUACUGAAUAUAAUGUUGUUACCUUCUGAUAUGUUUAUGUUAAUGAAAUGUAAA
Molecule: messenger RNA, 1412 nt
Organism: Ruditapes philippinarum (Manila clam)
Lineage: Eukaryota; Metazoa; Mollusca; Bivalvia; Venerida; Veneridae
Product: zinc finger protein 271-like
Exons: 1
Coding region: 1-1263 (420 amino acids)
Biological process (GO): regulation of DNA-templated transcription
Molecular function (GO): RNA polymerase II cis-regulatory region sequence-specific DNA binding; DNA-binding transcription factor activity, RNA polymerase II-specific
Source: RefSeq, a predicted model, not a curated record